Molecule: messenger RNA, 5722 nt
Organism: Leguminivora glycinivorella
Lineage: Eukaryota; Metazoa; Arthropoda; Insecta; Lepidoptera; Tortricidae
Gene: blo
Product: serine/arginine repetitive matrix protein 1
Exons: 12
Coding region: 320-4825 (1501 amino acids)
Source: RefSeq, a predicted model, not a curated record
UCGAGCGGGCCGUGCGGACGCCAUCUUGCCGUCAGUUCGCGCCAAAAUAGUGCUGUGCGAUAUAGUGCGGUGUCAGUGUUACCGGUGUUUGUGUGUGAAAAAAAAGUUCGGGAAAUUCAAGGUACUUAAAUACGCACGCAGGAAAAUACUCGUUCGUCUUCUAGGAGAUAAUAGAGGAUAUCACAAGAUGAGACUGAAGUUACCGAUAACGAGUACAUAGCGUAGCUGAUGUCAUCGCAAAAAAACAGAAAAUACCGAUGAUAACGAAUCACCGUUAUAAGUAACCAACGAUACCGUGGAUAACGGUGCGAAUAAACAAAUGACAGAUGAAACCGGCCCCACAGACAAACAAGAAGAUGGCGAUAACGUAAAAACCGAAAACGAACCGAAAGAACCGAAGAGAACCGUUUCUUUUAACAGAGACGUACACGUCAAGAGAUUCGGAAAACCGCGCGAGCGGGGAACCUCUAAGGAACCCCCUGCGACUAUACGCAAGGAGCCUCCUCCGACUAUACGCAAGGAGCCCUUCACACACCUCUCGGAGCAAGAACUCAUCGACGAGGCCAACCGGGUGCGCGCGCAGGCCGACAGCGUCACCUGCACCUCCGACAACCCGGAGAAGUUCUUCUCCCUCCCACACAGGCGGAAGAAAGAGGACAGAACCAACAGGAGGAACAGCGAUGACAACAGCGACAAAAAAGCACCUUUAGAACGUUCCAUCAGCGAUGUAGGCUCCAAGAAGAAGAAAGAACGAACCUCCAUUUCAACGCUGUUCAGACGAGCUAAAGAACAGCGGAAUAAAACUUCAGACGUUCCCGUUGUUGUUACUGCUAAGCCUGCUGUUGUAGUGAAAAGAAGCAAAAGUGAUGUGUCGGACCUCAAAUCGAACACUAACUUGAACACACAACCUAAACCUAUCCGCAAAAGAUCAGGCAGUGAGUCAGAGGAAUUUUUAAAGUCACUAAGAAAUAAGAAGACUCAACUAUCACCCAUCAUUGAAAGUUCGCCGAGAGAAGAUUACUUUAAAAAAACUCCGCCUCUUGAAGUGUUUCAAAAACAGAAACUAUCCCAAAAAGAUAGUACCAAAUCUGAAGAACUUAGUCCUAGUGAAAGCUCUAAAGUUAACCCGAUAGAAAAACCUCCCAGAUAUAAAACACCUGAGAAAAAGCCAGAACCUAAACCACCAGCAAGAACUAAAAAGGGCAAAUCUCCUGAUAAGGACAAUGAAAAAUCACCAUCCAUAAAAGAAACGCCUAAACGAAAAACAGAAGUUAAGAAGACACUUUUGGUCGAUGAAAUUGAUUCUAUAAAAGCUAAAGAUAUAAACCCUGUUGAACUUAAGGAUAGAAUCAAGGAUAGCAUUAGAAAGAUCGAAGAAAACGUUUAUGCUGGUAAAGAUAUGAUACACAGUAGUCAACAGCCACCGGAUAAGCCUCCGCUGACUAGAGGAAAUACUGUUGAUCAUAUGGUAAAGCUCCUUAAGGAGGACCAGCACUCUCCUCCUCCAAAAACACAUUUAAUAUCUCCACCUAACGGGACUAACGUUAAUCAACCAUUUUCAUACACUAAGCCUAGUGUGAGUCCUGAUCCUAAUUUGUUUGCCAGAAAUACUAGUCCAGAUCGAGUGCCCUCGCCUGUUAAUAAAAUGACGGAUAGAGGGGUUGUAUACGCUCAUGUAGUGAGAGAUCUCGGAGACACGAAAUCGAAUAAUGUUACCAAGCAGACUGUUCACAAAACCUUUACUCCUCCCAGAGACAGAUAUGCUCAGCACUCUGAUGAGGAUGAAGGACUCGGGUAUGAGGAAAGGUACAAAUAUUCCAAUAACCGUUCGCACGAGUCAGAAUACAAAAAUAAAACGACGCACAAAAACUCUGAAACUUAUAAAAUUAUUGAUUCACCAAUAAGGCCGAGAUUCAGAGAAUACAAACUGACAAGCUUUGACGAUAUUGAACCAACAUAUGCUAACGAGUAUCCCAUAAAAGAAGACAAAUCUAGAGAUUUCAUUGAAACUUCUAGAGGACAAGCUGACGGUAUGGAUACUAAAAGGAAACACUUUGAGAGUGAAGAUAAAGUUGAUUUAGAUUUUAAUGAAUUAAGUCACAGACGACAGUUAUUGGAGUCAAGAUUGAAUGCCCGAAGGUAUGAUCGCGAUAGGAUCAAUACAGGAGAGCCAAUAACAAAGUAUCUAGUCGAAACUGAUCCAAUCUAUGAAGCUGAAAAACGAAGACUCGCUACUGAGAAAUAUGUCAAUGAAACAGCAAAGUAUUACCGUCAUACCGUAGAACGUGACGGCUUUGCUGAGAGUAGCAUCACUGAAGAUUACAAUAAGUAUGAUUCAGAUAAUCAUAAACUGAAAUAUAAUACGGAAUCUAGAACUUUCCAUAAAGUUUCCAAAAAUGAGUUAGACCGGCGUGAAUUUAUUGAUAAAUUAGAGCCCAUGGACAAAAUUGCAGAGAAAAGAAAUGGGUUCCCACCAGAACCAGAGUAUGAACCUCCAAGUUUAGAAAUUAACGUUGGAAAACCAGUGCUUACUCCCGAUGAAUACAAGGAGCAGAAAUAUAGGAUCAAGAAACAUUUGACUUCUAGUCACGACGUUAUCCAAAGUGGACAUAAGUAUAGGAAAGACGAGGGCUUCGGUAAGAGGAAGGGGCAUUACGCUUCUAAUCCAGAAAUUGCUCAAGAAAGGGAAGAAGAGUAUGCAAACAUUCGCAACGACGCGAAGCAUGCAGAGUCCUAUCACAACUCUCUCCGUCGAAUGAAGAACAAGGAUAAAUACUACAAGGAAGACUAUAGUAUACGUCGUCACGAUUCUGGAAACAGCCGGGAUUACUACCGCGAAGAAACUCCGCGGCGAUAUGAAGUUGACAACCGACUAGUCGAUUCUGGAAUCGAGAAUGAUUUCCGUAAAGAUUCUUGUGGAGAAAUACAUAGAUCUCGAAGACAUGGCAGCAUAGAUGACGUUCGUAACACGUCUCUGCUCUUGGCUAGCGAACGACAGCAUACAGAAGACAACUAUCCCAGUGAACAGAUAUAUGCCAACGGUGAAUAUACGGCUCGCUUUGAAGACUAUAGGCCCGACGGUUAUCGGAAAGAUGGCUACGUACCAAGAGAGAGGAGCGCUGAUGAUGGUUCUCACUUUGAACCCCGAGGCGAGAGGUACGAAAAAAGUACAAGCCGUGACGAUAAAAUCAGUGCGAAACCGCCUAAAGUUACGAAGAAACUAUCUGGACUGGAGAAGAUGAAACAGCUGUUCUCUCGCGACUCUUCCAAGAAGAGCAAGAAGGAGAAAGAGGUCCAGCCGAAGCCACGCACCAGGGUGCUCAAGAGCCCGGAACAUCUUGCCGGAGAUGACUCCGACUACAGAAGAUAUACAGACCCUGAGCCCAGCGACAUCGAUGUUAGGAAGAAGGACGACCCCAAGGAAGAGAGAAAGUACAAAGAUGACAGGAGAUAUGAGAAGGAGGAAAGGUACAGAGGUUCCCGGGAGAACCUGGAGCGGUACCGGCCUUCGGAGCAACGAGACAGCGACCCUGAGAGGAAAUACAAGGAAACUGAACUGGAGAGAAGUAGAUACGAAAGAACGCUAAAAGAAGAACGAAAGUACCAGGAGCGAAGAGAAGCGAGGCGGUACAACUCCUCGGAUAGAGAGAGCGAGCUGCGACCUUCGGACGAUGACCGCAGGCGGACCAAGUCUAGGACGGCGCCGCCUCCUGACUCUCCAGCUUUGGCGCAGCGUUACCGCGAGCGACGGCGCCUGGCCACGCCGAGCCCCACCCCCUCCCCGCCGCGCACGCAGAGCUGGUUCAAGUCUCUAGACAGACUAUCCAGGAAUAAAAACGUCAAGACGGAGAAAGAAAUCGCUCCAGUAGACCGAAGCUACAAACCCAAGCUGAACUCCCCAGCCAAGAACCUCCGCUUCUUCGGCGACACGGACGUCGAAUCCGACACCAAACACACCACCGUCAAACCACACGGGACCCUCCGCAAAACCGUCUCCAACUCAACGUCUGGGCUUGAUGAAGUCGACCACGCUGAGCUGAAUAAAAGCUACUCCUUAUCCAACCUGGAUAAAAGCGACAAGAAGUAUUACAAGAGGAAUCUUCACAACAUAUCUGAGAUGCAGUCCGAAGAUAGCCAGCGUGGGCUGAAGCCCCCGAUGAGUCCAUAUGACAGGUCGAGGAGUCACAGUAGCUCGAAGACGCUGAAGAAUGGAAGGAGAGAGCGAGGGAGUUCAUCGGAGCUGAGGAGUAGCAAGCAGGAUCUCAACAAGGAUUACAAAUAUCGUCGCCGCACGCCGGCGCACUCUGGCGAGAGCAGUACAGAGGGAGACUCCAGCCACCAGUCGCAACGCAGCGUGGUCUACCUGCACGCUACCACCGUCGGUGACAUCCCGGACCCCGGCCGCGUGACCCGCAACCGCUCCCGUGACGACGUCUCUUCAGUCAACUCCUCCAACCUUCAGGUCCGGAGCACCACCAAGAGUUUCUCCCUCUUCGCCCCCUGGACCCCCCGGUUACCCCCCGACCACCAGGAUUUACACUACGCACAGCGACCGAAGAAGGAAGCCACAUUACAGAAAAACAAGUCAUACUCCCAGUCUACCCUGACAAGAAGGCCAGUGAACAACAGGCUUACCAGCUCCAGUACAACUCUUCAUAGGAAACCAGAUAGUAAACACCGUAGGGAUGGGCAAAGGAGUCAGUCAAGUGAGAUCCUGAAUAGGGAUAGAGUGUCCAGGUCCAUCUCUAUGCCAAAAGACGAGAAGAAGGCGGGAUGGUUCAAACUGUCCAAUAAGAAGAAACCGGAGACGACUAGAGUCCGCUAAUGAUUAGGAUUUAAAACUCGGCCACACAUGCGCGUUUUGAGAGCGUAGGCGGAGCGUUAGCGGAGCUCAAUGAUAGCAGUGCGCCGGACAGAUGCUGGCGUUGCGCCCAGCGGACGCCGGCGGGAACUAACGCGUAUUUAGAGCGCUUUCUGCUCCGCUAACGCUACGCUAUCAAAACGCUUUAUGUGUGACGGAGGCUUCAUGGUAUCAGUACUUAACUAAAUUGUAGGGGACGUAUUUGGGGCGAUAGAUUGUAUAAUUUUGGAAAAUUUGACAAUAUUGCCAAUAUGUCUUCUACUAGCUUUAUCAAAUAAUACUGUAAAAUUAUCUGACAAAAAAAUUAAGGCCGUUUCAGAUGAUAAAAUUGACCAAUUUAAUAAAAAAGGUAUUAGCGUCAAUGAGGAGGCACUCCUGCCAUAACUCAAAGGUUAUGGCAGAUGGCGCCACUUUAUUAGUCCAUUGCACAGAUAAAGAAUUUCAUACGAGAGCGCGGAGAUAUUUUUUUCUCUCACACACAUAAUUAUGAUUGACAGUGAUUAUGCCUAGACCAGACUCUUGUACAGGCGCCGCCUGGCGGGAUCAAAUGUCAGCGUGCCUCCUCAUUUUGCGUUAUCACUGAUGUGAAAAAUAAUCGAAUUGGAAAUUGUCUCGUCUGGACCGGCUUUUAGACAUUACUUUCUUAACAUUAUGGUGCUAUAAUAAUAUGCCUUCAAUAUAUAUUUUACACACAAUAUUAAUGUUGAUAAUAAGUGCCAUUGACGUGUAUUUCUAACGUUACCAGAUGUCUUUAACGCUUGCAAUGUAGAAUAAUCUUUAUUUUAAAAUUAGGGGUGACUAUGAACUAUAUUUCAUAUGGGGUGACUUAGUCAUUUAUUCCAUUUAAUGCUUUUUCACUAA